AUGCCUUGCCUUCUGCCCGUUAGGAAUCUUGCCUGCCACACUGGCAAAUUAAAACACAUGACUCUAUGGCACCUACUUAAUGUGGGUGGCAUUAUUGUUCACAGAAAAGAACUUGGAGACUGGAAAACAAGACUUGAAACCCCAAAGUUGGGCAUUUUUUUGGAUCCGUCAUCCCAGGAAAAACUCCCAAGGGACUGUACCUGCAUCUCCAAAUUGAGAGAAUCCUGUGAAUGUGAUGCUAUAUUAGAGAGUCAUCAGAGCAAUGAGGAGAAAUGUUCUCAACAAGCAAAAAUCAUCCAAAAGAAUUCUUUUAAUUCAGCCAUUGGCCACGAAUGUAAUGAAUGUGGCAGAAACUUUAGUCUAGUGUCAGUCUCUUCUCAACAGGGAGAACAAAUAGCAAAGGGUCUCUGUAAAUGCAACAGACAUAGCAAGAGCUUCAGACUAAAUUUCAGCCCAAGUAAAUGCAAUGGAAACUGCUCAAAGAAGACAUAUUCUGUGACUGAUGAAUGUGAGAAAUCCUUCAGUUAUCAUUCUGACCAUGUUGAAUAUCAUAUAAUUCAUAUUGGAGAAAAUCCUUGUGAAUGUAGUGAAAGUGGGAACACCAUAUACCACAGUUCAUCCAUUACUUCAAAUCAGAAAAUUCAUUCCCAAAAGAAUUUUGAUAAAUGUGGGGAGCCCUAUUCCCAAAGCAUACAAGUUGCUGAGCAUCAGAAAAUUAAUUCCAGAGACAAAGCUUAUGAAUGUCAUGAAUGUAGGAGAACUUUUGCUCAGAGUGCACAUCUUGCUCGACAUGAGAGAUGUCAUUCUGUCGAGAAAUCUUAUGAGUGCAAUGUAUGUGGGAAGACCUUCAGCCGAGGUGCAUAUCUUACUGAACAUCAGAGAAUUCACACUGGGGAGAAACCUUAUGAGUGUAAUGAGUGUGGGAAGUCCUUCAUCCGAGGCACUUACCUUACUCUACAUCAAAGGACUCAUACUGGAGAAAAACCUUAUGAAUGUCAUGAAUGUGGAAAGGCCUUCCCCCAGAGCGUACAGCUUCUUGGACAUCAGAGAAUUCAUACAGGAGAAAAACCUUAUGAAUGCAGUUACUGUGGGAAGACAUUUAGACACAGCUCAUCCCUUAAUUCCCAUCACAGGAUUCAUACUGGAGAAAAACCUUAUGAAUGUAAUGAAUGUGGAAAGGCCUUCAAACAUAGCUCUUCCCUUACUUACCAUCAUAGAAUUCAUACUGGAGAGAAACCUUAUGAAUGUAAAGAAUGUGGGAAGACCUUCCCCCAGAGCAUACAACUUAUUGGACAUCAGAGAAUUCAUACAGGAGAGAAACCUUAUGAAUGUAACGAAUGUGGUAAAGCCUUUAGCCGGAAAACACAACUUACGCGACACCAGAGGAUUCAUACUGGAAACAAACCUUAUGAGUGCAAUGAAUGUGGGAAGGCCUUUUGUCAAAAGACCCAACUCACUAAACAUCAACGAAUUCAUACUGGAGAGAAGCCAUAUGAAUGUCAUGAAUGUGGGAAGUCCUUCCGCCAAAGGUCACAUCUUACUUACCAUCAGAGAAUUCAUACUGGAGAU
Molecule: messenger RNA, 1569 nt
Organism: Gracilinanus agilis (Agile Gracile Mouse Opossum)
Lineage: Eukaryota; Metazoa; Chordata; Mammalia; Didelphimorphia; Didelphidae
Product: zinc finger protein OZF-like
Exons: 3
Biological process (GO): regulation of transcription by RNA polymerase II
Cellular component (GO): nucleus
Molecular function (GO): RNA polymerase II cis-regulatory region sequence-specific DNA binding; DNA-binding transcription activator activity, RNA polymerase II-specific
Source: RefSeq, a predicted model, not a curated record